AUGGCCCUUUCAGAGUCAGCAUGGAAGAAGAGCGUACAGCUACGCGGGAAGAUGGCAGAGGCACACCCAUCGAAUCCUCAGAUCCCGCUCUUCCCCGCGCAAUCUCUCGACCAGUUCGGGAAAUACCCUUACACUCUCUGGGACUUCUUUCCACCAACGUGGACAUGUCCGCACGACGUGCAGCGGGUUGGCAGACUAGGUGACGGAGGAAAGUGGGUGUGCGGAAUGAGUGUGUAUGAAUCGAUUCCGGUACCGACAACCUGGAUGAGAGGCGUGCCGACCGGCGGACAAGAGGGCGUCGUCAUCUACAGCUUCGGCAUCAACGGCGAGUCGUCUUUCGAAGCAGAGAUGUUCGAGCGCAUCCCUAGCGCGCGCAUUUGGGGCUACGAUUUUACGGUCGACGCGUGGGGCAAGCAGAUCGCCUCCAAGUACAACGACCGCGCCUUCUUCAAGAAAGUCGGCAUCGGAAAGACGGACGAGCCCGCCAAAUCCCCACCUUUCUUCACGCUGCAGACGCUCAUGGCGCAGAACAACCAUACCUACAUGGACAUCCUGAAGAUCGACGUCGAGGGCUCGGAAUACAUUUCUUUCGACUCGGUGAUGGACUACUUCACGUCUGCGUGGCGGGGCAACGGUGAUGCCGUCCUGCCCAUCGGCCAGAUUAUGAUCGAGAUACACGUUGGUGAAGACCAAAAGGGCAUCGAUUUCAAGCGUUUCAGGAACUGGUGGGAGCGCCUGGAGUCCAUGGGCAUGCGGCCCACCUGGAUGGAGGUCAACCUCAUGGCCAUGACGAUUCCGGACCACAAGACGGACCCGAGGUGUACCGAGUACGUGCUGGUCAACGCACGCGAUGGAAACAACGUGCUUUGGCAGGAGUAG
Molecule: messenger RNA, 879 nt
Organism: Paraphaeosphaeria sporulosa
Lineage: Eukaryota; Fungi; Ascomycota; Dothideomycetes; Pleosporales; Didymosphaeriaceae
Exons: 1
Coding region: 1-879 (292 amino acids)
Source: RefSeq, a predicted model, not a curated record